Alternaria triticimaculans is the source of this 2787-nucleotide messenger RNA. RefSeq lists its product as uncharacterized. Lineage: Eukaryota; Fungi; Ascomycota; Dothideomycetes; Pleosporales; Pleosporaceae. The record is from RefSeq and is a predicted model, not a curated record. The transcript has a single exon. Bases 1 to 2787 code for a protein of 928 amino acids. Gene Ontology annotation, molecular function: protein binding.
AUGGCGGAUGUCUUCCUGGACUUCUUCCGCAGUUCAUUGCCAGAUGAACUCGCGGCAGUGCUCGAAACGACCAUCACAGCGACAAAAUCGGGAGAUUUCCUAGGCGUACUCCAAAUACCGGAAGCGCAACUAUUGCUAGGAUACCAGGACAAUGAAGCCACCAAAGACGUUAAGAGGAGCGACUUUUCUCUCUGGAGCGACUACAUCUUCCAUCGCCUAGGACUGCUUCUGUCGAAAGGGAACGAGGAGGAGUCUACCCCGAUAAAGGAAACGUCAGCAUAUCGACAGCAUGUUUACUUCCUGAUCGCCAUUGCGGCGUUUCAUGCAUUCCUACAGUCGAAUGUCACUGGCCCACCACUACCCUUCAAGUCUGCUGAGACGCUGUUGUCAAAAGACGUGGCAGAUGAUGCGAAGCUUCUCAGUAAGACGCGCGCAGAUCUCGUCGCAUCGCUUAGUGCAGAUGGUGUUGCGGCAUACAAGCUCACACCGAACAUCGAGCUGCUGUGUCUUGCGCACACCAUCCUCAUCAGUCCCCCGAUUCAAAAGAACAUCCCGGUUUCGGCAUGGGCGCGUCUUAGAGUGAACUUUGUGCAUCAAAGGCUGCUCAGCGAACCGGCGCCAAGUCUACAGGAUGCUAUCUACAAUGACUUGAAGGUGGUAGAGGACUUGAUUCAGAACUCGGGAAAGAACGGGGAGAUCAAAGACUUGCAUACGACUUUCCUCCUGGAACGAGCAGCCGUUCAUACGCACCAUGGUCUAGAUAAGAAAUCCAAGGCAGACCUUGACCAGGCAACCUCAGAACGAAAGUUCGAAUUUGCGUUGACUGGACUGAUGGGCAAGAGAACAAAGUUCCAACAGAAAGAUACCAGUCAACUGAUUGUACUCGCCCGAAGUGCGGGAUCGGAAACCAACGGCACAUCUGAUGAGAGUUCAAAGCCAAAGGCUUUAGAUCUCAAUGACGAUACCCUGCUGGAAUCGAUUUCAUUUACCAACAACACUGCAUCCAUGGAAAUCAAGGAUGAGUCCAAUCUACCGGCAUCGCUCACAUCCAUGGACCCAUCAAACCAGCCAUUGCUCGAUCCGCUAGACUCCGUCAUCAUGCUUUCGCUAGCCGAAAGCAUCAAGAACACCAAUCCAGCAGAUGGUCUCACAAGAGAACAGACAGAACCAUAUGCCACCCGAGUACUAGAGGGCGGAAGCUCAAACUGGCAAGUCUACACCCAAGCUCUGCUUGUGAGGAGCCGUAUUGAGGGCUACAAGUCGCGGACUAUGGAGCGUGGUCUCCUCCAGCUUCAAGCGCUGGUUGAUCAAGUCAUCGCAGAGACCUCGGGCGAUGCUACUACCGACGCCGAGACUGGCGAGAAGAUCACUUCGUUCCUCCCACAAGCCAAGGAGAGUGAGUCUGCAUCGGUUGAAGAACGCCUCCGUUACGUCUUCCCGCUCUGCUCCCCAUCUCGCUGGGAGCUUGAGUCUGAGCUCGCUGCGCGAUGGGUUGCCCUCGGCGGUCUACGAUCCGCGCUCGAGAUCUACGAGAGACUAGAGAUGUGGGCUGAAGCAGCGCUGUGCUAUGCUGCCACCGAGAAAGAGGAGCGAGCGCGCAAGAUGAUCCGACGACAGCUUUUCCAUGCCACCAAUGGCGAUGACGAGAACGUUGACUUGGACGAAGAGAAGUGGGAUGGUACUGAGCGGGAUCCACCACCAGCCGAAGCACCGCGCUACUACUGCAUCCUCGGUGACAUUGACAACGAUCUCUCCAUGUAUGAGAAAGCCUGGAACGUCUCCGGCCAACGAUACGCGCGUGCUCAACGCUCCCUCGGCCAACGCUACAUCUCAGCACGCAACUACGAGAAAGCCGCAGAAGCCUACGCACUAUCCCUAAAGAUCAACGCGCUCUACCACCCCGCCUGGUUCGCACUCGGAUGCGCCUACCUCGAGCUCCUCCAAUUCAAAAACGCCGUCGAAGCCUUCUCCCGCUGCGUGCAGCUCGACGACCAAGACGCCGAAGCAUGGAGCAACCUCGCAGCCUCCCUCCUGCACCUCAAGCCCAGGGUCCAAGAAAACGCCGACGGCGAACUCCAAGAAACACGCGUAACAAACCACCCCCGCACCGACGCCCUCAAAGCAUUCAAACGCGCCGCAACAAUCAAGCACGACAACUUCCGCAUCUGGAACAACGUUCUCGCCGUGAGCGCAUCCACCAACCCGCCCUCCUGGGCCGACGUCGUAACAGCCCAACGCCGCAUCUGCGAGCUGCGCGGCUCGACCGAAGGCGAAAAGUGCGUCGACGCUGAAGUCAUCGACAUGCUCGUCAAACACGUAGUCUCCGCCGAAGACGGCUUCGACAUCACGCGUCCUGGUCUUCCGCGCCUUGUAAACGACCUCAUGGAAAAACACAUCAAGCCCCUCAUCACUGUCUCCCCCAAACUCUGGCUCAUCCUCGCAACACUGUACACGCACACGCAGCGCCCCAGCUCCGCACUUGAAUGCCACGAGAAGGCGUGGCGGGCCGUGACUAGCCAGCCGAAAUGGGAAUCUGGAACUGAGGCGGAGUGGAAUGCGGUUGUGGAUAUGACGAUUGAUCUUGUGGAUGCGUAUGAGACGCUGGGGCCGAGGGAGCGCACGGAGGGGUUGGCAGGUGGCAGUGGGGAGCUGGUGGCGAAGGACUGGAAGUUUAAGAGUAGGAGUGCGGUUAGGAGUGUUAUGGGGAAGGGCAAGGAGAACUGGGAGGAUAGUGCUGGGUGGGAGAGGUUGGUGGAGAGGUUGGAGGAGUUGAAGGGGAGGGAGUAG